Molecule: messenger RNA, 419 nt
Organism: Serpula lacrymans var. lacrymans S7.9
Lineage: Eukaryota; Fungi; Basidiomycota; Agaricomycetes; Boletales; Serpulaceae
Exons: 3
Cellular component (GO): nucleolus
Molecular function (GO): nucleic acid binding; ATP binding; RNA helicase activity
Source: RefSeq, a predicted model, not a curated record
GACUAUAUCACUCUUGUUAUCUUCUGUGGAGUUUGCGUGAAGAGUCAAACAUUUACGAUGUCGAAUCCUGCAGCUUUCGCAGGUCUUUGGACAUCUCUCCCAGUUCCACUCACGUCCUGGAUUUUGGAGGUAAUUCAAUCCAUGGGACACACCCAGAUGACUCCUGUACAAGCCUCUACUAUACCUCUUUUCAUGCAAAAUAAGGACGUUGUGGUAGAAGCAGUCACAGGUUCUGGGAAAACUCUCGCAUUCGUGAUACCAAUACUGGAAAGGCUGAUCAGGAGAGAAAGCAAAUUAAAAAAGAAUGAGAUAGGUGCGCUAAUUGUCACCCCUACAAGAGAACUGGCAACACAGAUACACUCUAUAAUUUCUCUCUUCCUCUCCGCUCAGCCAAAUCCCAUAACCUCUAGUUCUGACAG